Messenger RNA from Tupaia belangeri chinensis (Chinese tree shrew), 4049 nucleotides. RefSeq names its product neutral cholesterol ester hydrolase 1 (gene NCEH1). Gene Ontology annotation, molecular function: carboxylic ester hydrolase activity. The coding region runs from base 68 to 1294 and encodes 408 amino acids. Lineage: Eukaryota; Metazoa; Chordata; Mammalia; Scandentia; Tupaiidae. Gene Ontology annotation, cellular component: membrane. The record is from RefSeq and is a predicted model, not a curated record. The transcript has 5 exons.
GGGGCUGCAGCGCCCGGAGCUCGUCUGCGUCUGCCCGGGGCGAGCCGAGCCGAGCCGAGCCGGGAGGAUGAGGUCGUCCUGCGUGCUGCUCACCGCGCUGGUGGCGCUGGCCGCCUACUACGUCUACAUCCCGCUGCCCGGCUCCGUGUCCGAUCCCUGGAAGCUGAUGCUGCUGGACGCGACCUUCCGGGGCGCACAGCAAGUGAGUAACCUGAUACACUCCCUGGGCCUGAGCCACCAUCUUCUGGCGCUGAAUUUCAUCAUCGUUUCUUUCGGCAAGAAAAGCGCAUGGUCGUCUGCCCACGUGAAGGUGACGGACACGGAUUUCGGCGGCGUGGAGGUCAGGGUGUUCGAAGGCUCUGCGAAGCCUGGAGAGCGGCUGAAACGCGGUGUCGUCUAUAUCCACGGAGGGGGCUGGGCCUUGGCGAGCGCAAAAAUCAGGUAUUACGACGAGCUGUGCACAGCCAUGGCCGAGAGACUGAAUGCUGUCAUCGUCUCCAUCGAGUAUAGGCUAGUUCCAAAGGUUUAUUUUCCUGAGCAAAUUCAUGACGUGGCACGUGCCACAAAGUAUUUCCUGCAGCCCGAAGUCCUGAGGAAGUACACGGUAGACCCGAGCAGGAUCGGCAUAUCUGGUGACAGCGCUGGUGGGAAUCUGGCUGCUGCCCUGGGGCAACAGUUCAGUCAAGACGCCACCCUGAAAAAUAAGCUCAAGCUGCAAGCUUUAAUUUACCCGGUUCUUCAAGCCUUGGAUUUUAACACACCCUCCUACCAGCAAAACGUCAACACCCCAAUCCUGCCCCGCUAUGUCAUGGUAAAGUACUGGGUGGACUAUUUCAAAGGCAACUACGACUUCGUGCAGGCGAUGAUCGUUAACAACCACACUUCUCUGGACGUGGCAGAGGCUGCCGCACUCCGGGCCCGUCUGAACUGGACAUCCCUCCUGCCGGCCUCCAUCACAAAGAACUACGAGCCGGUGGUGCAGGCCACGGGCGACGCGAGGAUCAUCCGGGAGCUGCCGCAGUUGCUGGACGCCCGCGCUGCGCCGCUCAUCGCGGACCCGGAAGUGCUGCAGCACCUGCCCAAGACUUACAUCCUGACGUGCGAGCACGACGUCCUGCGCGACGACGGCAUCAUGUACGCCAAGCGUUUGGAGAGUGUCGGCGUGGACGUGACCCUGGACCACUUUGACGAUGGCUUCCACGGCUGCAUGAUUUUCACCAGUUGGCCCACCAACUUCUCGGUGGGAAUCCGGACUAGGAAUAGUUACAUCAAGUGGUUGGAUCAAAACCUGUAAAGAAGGGAAACUUCCAGAAGGCUCAAGCCCUUCUAGAUUUCGUGCACCUGCUUUGGAAACGUAUGCACUUUGUGAUCGAUGAAUCCUACCCCUCGCACUCUGUUACUCGUAAGUUAUGGAAUCUCUUCUCCCUGCAGACUUCAGGAUCUAAUUUUAAAAAUGAAUUUGACUGACUUAAGUGCAAAAACAUUCGAGUUUGGUCCCCAAAGGGGCCAGUCUCUCUGUUAUUUUUAAUCAAGUACAACCGAUACCCACAGCUACAGAAAGCAGAACUAGGAACUGGAAAUAGCUUUGGGUCCUGCCUUUAUCAAGAUAGUCUUUUCAGAAGAAAUCCUGCCAGCUGUGGCUGAUACAACGAUCUUCAAUAAUUUAAGAAAAUGUGGGCUCUUCUUCGACACGUGGGAGUUUACCUUGGGUUCAGAGCGGUGAUAAACGUGUUCACUUUCAGCUCAGUGCUGGGGACCAAGUGCCCUCUGUUCUCCGCGGAUGGAUGAUUUCGUUUCCUAUGGGAAUUUCGGCAAAAGCUUUCUAGCAAGGACUCAUUUCUCAAAGAAUGUUCUUGCUUUAGAGGGUUAAUUUUGAGAGAGAAUUAUCUUUAAGUCCAGUUGGAUUAUAAUGAUACUUGAAAGUUACUUUCUACACUAUUAUUAGAAAAUAGGAGGUUGCAUGCACUGGAUAUUCAUACAUUGUUAAGUUUCUGUUGUUUUGGUUGUGUUGUCUCAUUGGGGAGAUCAUUUGGAUGCAAAUUUAUUUAGAUGUAGAAUAUAAUUUCCUCUUCAGCACUAGGAAAAGCAGAGAAAUAAAACAACCAAUUGUUCAUAGAAACACUUCUGACAUAAAUUGGCAGUGUGUAUAUGUUUGGCAUAGUCAGAAAAUACAUUUAUUAGUUUAAACUGAUGAAGAAUACCUUUAGAAGAUUUUGUCUAUUGUUGAAAACUCAACUUUUUCACUUAUGGCUUUAAAAUGGGACUAUUUUGGUAUAAUGUAUGGUUUAUUUUUAAAAGUUAUUUAAUGUUAAUAUAUGUAAUUAGACUUAGGAUUUUGGGGAAAGACAUCUGUAAUAUUUAAAAUAAUGGUAUUUUUAAAAAAAACUACUAUCAUAGGGUUUAAACAAUGAUCUUAGAGUUAUAGCCACAUGUAAUUUUAUGGGAAGAUAUAAAAUAGCUAUUAAUACUAUUUCACAUUAGGCCUGACGACUUUGAUGUUUCUAUGCAUAUAUGAGCUCAGAUACUUAGGAGCCGUGAGUGCACCUGGGAAGCCGUCCAGCUCACUCGUCCAGUAGCUCAGGCAGGACACGGUGCUCACCUCCACUCCCCACGGUGGAGGAGGACUGGCAUCGUCCUGAGUGGGGGUCUGUCGGUACCUGUGUCCCCACCCCUCGUUUCUCCUUCCAGCCAGGUGCAUGCGGAUGUCCAGCAGCUCAAGCCGAGCUUGGUGAACCGUCUGCACUGCCAGUGGGAAAGCCUUUGGCAAGAAGCUCCAGUUCUGGUUGGAGGACCUCUGCCCCUCCUCCAGAUACUCUUCCUUCUGCCCCAACCCAUGCUCCCUUUAGGGACUGCAGCGAGCUGCCACACCAGGGAGUAACGAUACACUGUGUCCAUGGGAAGGAAGCAGAACCUUUUUAUUUCUUUGAAGGAUGGGUAUGUCUUACUUCCAGGGCUGAAGGAACGAAUGAAAAUGUGCAUACUUUUAUUUAUUGGGUAGGCCAGUAGCAUUUUAUGUACAGAAGUAAAUGCAAGUGUGUGCCUGUGUGUGGAUAAAGUCACUCAUGCAGACAACUCGCUGACGCACUUAGGCAGGUCCCUUGUCCUCUCCGGGCCUCUCCUCCCUUUCCUGAGAUGAGAGGCGAAAAGACGUAAUCCCGAGAUCUCUCGCAACUGUCAGUUCCAACUACUUUGCCAGACGGGCAAGUCAUAGUGGCCUCUUCUUCCAUUGAGGGUUUUCGGGUAUCUCGUAAUUCUGUAGGCACACAUAUAUGCAUCACUAAAGAAUAUUUUUUCCUAAAAGACUGGAACGUCAGUUCUUCUUUGAUAAGUACGUUCCUCAUGUAAUAUUAUUCUUUUUAACACCGUUUGAGGGAAACAAUAUUUGGGCCUUUUUUUGAGGUCAACUACCUCUAAGAAAAAGUAAAUAUAAAACACGCACAGCUUCUGAAAAUGACUCCCCCCCCCCAGAAUUGUGAGCCAAAUCUUAUAGCAAUUACUGUACAGACAACAGAUGAUUCUAGAUCUUUAAAGGGCUCUCCCAGACGAAAAGGGAGUAUAGAACAAAAGGGGUAACCACUAUUUUUGAUAAGUUACUUGAGUUUCAUUGUUCUUUUAGUUUGGGUUCUGACAAAAAUGUUUAUGCUCCUCGGAUUGACUCUUUUUAGUAUUAUGGCUUUGUUUUCCUGUUUUGUGAAAAAGUCAAUAACCUUUUUGUAAUAUUGUCUGUGAAGUAUGACUAUUAAUAUAUGAAGAACAAACCUUGAAGUGCUGCAAAAUACAGUGAAGUGUAAACUACUCUGAACAUGUUAUCACCCACGCGUGAAGAAUUCCAGACGAUUGUAUAAUUAUCUUCGCGGAUAAAUAUUUUAUGCAUGACCUUUUCGCCUUUGGCUCUGCUUCUUUCCCACUGCAAAGGGGGAGGCAGAUUUUAUGAAGGAUUUUAGUAGCAGAUGUAUUUUGUAAAAUGAAAAUCCAGUGUGGAGACGGGAAAGCACACGGCUGAAUCUGCUUUGAGUCACGUGGGGAAAUAAAAUGGCUCCAUCUGGAAA